AUGACCAAAGGCCACAUCGCGGCCUUCUACAGCACCAACAAUGCCGAGCAAAAACGGCUCCACGCGCAGCACACCAUCGGCGCCGCCGCCUUCGACAACCAGCUGCUCGUCUUCCCCGGCGCGCAGGACGUCCUCGCCCGGCCCAACCUGCGCAUCCUCGACAACGCGGGCGCGGAUGGCUUCUCGUUGAUGGAGCUGAGGCGCCAGCUGAAGCAUCCCGAAAGCGCGGAGCUCGUGUCGGCGGACAUAGCGCCGUAUCCCGGGGAAACGGCGGAGGGGGAGGUGGGGGUGGGGGUGGGUGAGGGCGUGAGGCUGGUGAAGCAGGAUUUCAUGGAGGAGUGGCCGUGCGAGUGGGAGGGGCGGUUCGACCUGGUGCUGCAGCGCACCUGCCUGUCCUUCCACCCCACCUGGGCCUCCGCCGUCGCCGCGACCCGCCGCCUGCUCCGCCUGCUGCGGCCAGGCGGCUGGAUCCAGCUCGUCGACGGCGCGCCGCCGUACGGCCCCGUCGACCCCGCCGCCGACCCCCCGCACGCGCGCUUCUUCAAGUCGAUCGGCCGCGCGCCGUCGCCCGCCGACGCCGCCAACGGCAUCGACCCGCCCAUCCCGCACCGCCUUCCGCAAUUGCUCGCAGAAGCCGCUGCCGCCGCCGAGGAGGAGGGCGUGCAUUUGGAGGACGUGGGCGAGCGGAGGGCGCGCUCGAAGUGGGGCGCGGCGGCGAAGGGCAAGGAGAUGCAGGACUUGGGCGUCGAGACGGUUGAGGGGAUUGUAAAGAACGUGGAGGCGUUGUGGGAGCGUUAUCCGCAGAUAAGGCGGGUUGGACCCGACGAGUGGACGACGUUGAGCGCGGACGUGAUGAAACAGGUCAGGGAGGAGGGAUUUGAGAUUGAUACGGCGGCGGUUUGGGGGAGGCGGAGUUUGUAG
Molecule: messenger RNA, 921 nt
Organism: Lasiodiplodia theobromae
Lineage: Eukaryota; Fungi; Ascomycota; Dothideomycetes; Botryosphaeriales; Botryosphaeriaceae
Product: Methyltransferase protein
Exons: 2
Coding region: 1-921 (306 amino acids)
Source: RefSeq, a predicted model, not a curated record